AUGGCUCAUACUCAUUACCGUCACUCCCGCAUCGGCAGGCUCAUUAACGCCAAGCGCCGCCUGCAAGCUGAGCUCCUGGACGAUUAUGCAGACACUGAGCUAUUUAAGAAGGAGGAGCCAUCUCAAGAUCCCACCAUCCCACCGUCUGAUAUACUCCCGGACGGACCUUGUGACAUGUCCAAGGACUCCCUUUCAUGCCUUCAACAUGACUUGAAUGAACCCAAUUCUUCUCACAAGAAGCGCGAAGAGACGACUGUGACGUCUUCGGAAAAGGUUGCGGUCGAGACUGUGUUGAAAAUCGUCGAUGCUAGCUCACACAUCCUCUUUCAAUCUACCGCUACUCAUUUCCCUAUGACGAUCUCUGAUUCAAUCCAUGGGACCUACACUCUACCGAGCUCAGAGAGCCUGACUGCAACGGGAACUGCAACUGCAUCUACAACUGCAUCUGCAUCUGGCUCGACAGAUAUUCCAACAUUGGUGUCACCAACGCUUGCUUCCCCCACGGAGACACCUGCGCCGCCGGCCCAAACUUCGAUUCCCCCUGCUGAAUUGACAACAUCGCUACUGCCCGAUACGUCAUCCUCUAACAGCUCCGUGAUCCCCACUCAACCUUCCUUGACCUCCGCGAAUCAGGUCCCAUCGGCUUUGCGAUCUGCCACGGCCACUGUCAUCCACUCGCCUGGAUGGACCUCUACUCCCCUCGUCGGUCCUGCGAGCUCUACGUCUGGUGCUGUAACCUCACCACAGGCUCACUUCUGGUCAUAUUCUGGUCCUAGUACCACCGCGACUUCGACCUUUGACUCCUCUACUUAUUCUACUUACGAUGUCCUCACUUCAAGCCUGUUCACAAGUUCUGAGUCGACCGGUACUGCCAUAGCAACCGAAUCUGCGCCAACUGCGAGCGUGACACACGCGGCGGGCUCUGGCACGACCACACACCCCGACACACCUAAAAUUGUUGGCGGUGUAGUAGGAUCAGUCGCCGGUAUGGCUCUGAUCCUUCUCCUUCUUCUAUACUUCCUCCGUCGACGAGGAUACCUGAUGGGGAAGAACGGACGUCCCGCUCUGUUGGAUGACGCAGCGGCUGGUGUCGCAGCUGGAGGUGGCGCUAGAGAAAUCACUGAGCGGCGGGAGAGCAAUACUCCUCUUUUCACAGCCUCGAACUUAGCCCCAGCACUGAUGAGACGCUGGCGCCAGUCAACCGCAACAUCACGCUCCGGAAGUACCUUCGACUCAGCCCCCAGCGAACGUGGCUUCCAGAAGAUCGCCGGUCGCAAGAUUCCUCCUGUUUUCACGCACGGUGGUGACGGCUAUGGCGGGGGCCUGGAUGGCGAUUCUCCCACCGUACCCGGUUUUCCUCCUAUGUCACCACCGACCGGACCAAUGGGCUCACCGACCUCCCAUGCUGCGCCCCCGACCUCCCCAUUCGGCAGCCCCUUGGACUCGGCCUACACGCGUGAAUUCGAGGAGCACACGCCGUCCACGCGGCCCAACCCCGUGCACCUCCCCAUGUCCAGCGCGGUCAAUGCGGGCGUGCCGAUCACCGUUACGCCAGCGCAGCCCGUUGCGCAGCCGCAGAGUGCGGCACCUUUCGUGCCACCGCGGCCAGAUGGACUCGGUCGUAGCCUGCACAGCUACGAUGGGAGUCGAGGCAGUCGCUUCACCGAGAGCCUUGAUCUGUAA
Molecule: messenger RNA, 1683 nt
Organism: Penicillium bovifimosum
Lineage: Eukaryota; Fungi; Ascomycota; Eurotiomycetes; Eurotiales; Aspergillaceae
Exons: 1
Coding region: 1-1683 (560 amino acids)
Source: RefSeq, a predicted model, not a curated record